AUGGCCGCCCGCUCCGCAAGCCCAAUCCACUACCUACAACUAAACGCGGCAGGCCAAAAGUUCUGGCUCGGCGGCACCACAGCCAGCUACUGCCCAAGCCAAGUAAAGGACUGCCCAGCCGGCAACCAAACCGUCUUCGCGCCAGGCGGCACAUCAAUGGACACAGAAGUACCCGGCGGACAGCAGGUGUACAUCGACCCGAACGGCGCGUUGAGCUUCACUCAGGCUCAUUCUGCCAAUAUCCCCGCUGGGUCUUCGUACGGGCCGUUUGUUGGAUUUAUGGCUUGUCCUACUGAGGAUAACCGUUGGCAGGUUUUUGGGGCUUUGGCUAAUGCUACUGUCCCUAAGGGGGAUGUUAAUGAGUGUCUUGGAUUUUCGGCUAUGGCGAUUACUUAUGAGGGGAUGUUCCUGCGUGGCAGUAUAUCUAGAUCCUGA
Molecule: messenger RNA, 435 nt
Organism: Penicillium canescens
Lineage: Eukaryota; Fungi; Ascomycota; Eurotiomycetes; Eurotiales; Aspergillaceae
Product: putative IgE binding protein
Exons: 2
Coding region: 1-435 (144 amino acids)
Source: RefSeq, a predicted model, not a curated record